AUGAGCUUCCUCUCCCGCGUGGUCACUUUCUUCGGCCUCAUCCUGCUGGUUCAUGCAGGCUAUUCCGCCCACGAACACACUGUCCUCUCCAGCAACAUCGCAUCGACCACCCUCCCGCAAGAUAUCAUCCUUGAAACCCUUGUUUCCGUUCUUGUUGUCUCAGUGGGACUAGUAUUGAGCGCACAAAAAUUGAAACCCAUUAGUUGGCGCGAAUGGGCGGGUGAGAUCGAACGGAAUGGCGGAGCGCGCAACCCGUAUCUGAGUCUCGAGGAGCGGUAUGGAUUCUGGGAUAUUCGGGCCAAGAGGAAGGAAUUUGCGGACUGGGUUCGUGGACAGGAUGUGUCGAUCAAGGAGUGA
Molecule: messenger RNA, 357 nt
Organism: Penicillium paradoxum
Lineage: Eukaryota; Fungi; Ascomycota; Eurotiomycetes; Eurotiales; Aspergillaceae
Product: membrane magnesium transporter family protein
Exons: 3
Coding region: 1-357 (118 amino acids)
Biological process (GO): protein folding in endoplasmic reticulum
Cellular component (GO): EMC complex
Source: RefSeq, a predicted model, not a curated record